Molecule: messenger RNA, 1709 nt
Organism: Bufo bufo (common toad)
Lineage: Eukaryota; Metazoa; Chordata; Amphibia; Anura; Bufonidae
Product: protein disulfide-isomerase-like protein of the testis
Exons: 11
Coding region: 62-1630 (522 amino acids)
Biological process (GO): response to endoplasmic reticulum stress; protein folding
Cellular component (GO): endoplasmic reticulum
Molecular function (GO): protein disulfide isomerase activity
Source: RefSeq, a predicted model, not a curated record
UAACAGGUGGCUAGAGGGACUUCUAGAUUUGAGUUCUUCUUCUUCUCCUCCUCCUCCCACCAUGAACAUCCUGCUCCUUAUGAUACCUGCAUUCGCCAUCCUGGCUCUUGGUGUUGCCCAAGAAGAAAAAUCAGGGAUUGGACCCAAAGCAAAGAAGCACAAAGCCCCGAAAAUCAAGGAGGAUCAGCACGUCCUUGUCCUCACAAGUUCCAACUUUGCUCGUGCCCUGAAGGAAAAUAAAUAUUUAUUGGUGAAGUUCUACAUUGCGCUAUCUGCACCUUCACAGACCGUAAAGGAAGAGUUCUCUGUAGCUGCAGCAUAUCUCAAGGAAAAAACCACAGAUGUCCGAUUUGGUCAAGUUGACAUCACUCAGGAAAAGGAUCUUGGGAAAGAAUUUAACAUUAAGGAAUUUCCAACUUUUAAACUUUUUGUGAAUGAUGAUCGGAAGAACCCAACCGACUGCAAAGGAGUCAGAACAGCCUCUGCUUUUGUGACAUGGAUAACCAGACGGACGGGGCCCAGUUCCACGUUAAUAAACGUCACAGACCACUACGAGUCCUUCAUCAAGUCAGAUAAAGUCUCUGUGGUUGGGUUUUUGAAGGAUCCAGGCAGUAGUUUUACAGAACACUUCUCAGAAGCGGCAAAAGAAGUCCCCGAGUUCCCGUUCGGUCUAGUAACCAAUGAAGAAGUUCUUGUACACGUUGGGAUAACCCAAAAUAUGGUUGCAGUAUACAAAAAGGAUAAAUCAGUCCAUUAUUUGAUAUCUGAAGAAGAAAUUGAAAGCAAAAUGGAUUUAGUUCGACUGAUACGGACUUACGUCAUGGAUGUGGUUACAGAGUAUAACCAGGAGACGUCUGUGACUAUAUUUGAUGUCCCCAUUGACCAUCACAUCCUCCUGUUUGCAUCAAAAACAUCAGAGCAGUUUAGUGCAAUGUAUGAAAGCUACGAAUCUGCUGCUCUGGAGUUUAGAGGAAAGAUUGUUUUUGUGCUGGUUGACACUGAUGAAACUCGUAAUGGACGGAUGUUUGAAUAUUUCCGUAUCACGGAGGUGGACACACCAGCAAUUCGCAUUUUGAACCUAACAAGCAAUGCUAAAUACAGAAUGCCUGCCGAUGACGUCACUUUUGAAAAUGUCAGAAGCUUCUGCCAGAAUUACUUGGAUGGAAAAGCCAAGCCUCAGAGAGAUAGUGAAGAUAUCCCAAAGGACUGGGAUAAACAUCCGGUAAAAGUGCUGGUUGGGAAAAAUUUUAAUAAAGUUGCCUUCAAUAAAUCAAGCAAUGUAUUUGUCAUGUUCUAUGCUCCUUGGUCCAAACCGUGCAAGGAACUUUCUCCUGUCUGGGAAGAACUAGGGAAAAGAUACCUAAAUAACGCUAAUGUGACAAUUGCCAAAAUUGACUGCACAGCCAAUGAUAUUCAACUGAUGGUGUUGGAUCGCUACCCUUAUUUUCGGUUCUUCCCUGCUGGAUCAGAUAACAAGUCUGUUCGAUAUACAGGGAAGAAGACUCUUGACGCAUUUACAGAAUUCCUGGAACAUGAGCUGACAUCUCCAAAUAUGGAGGAAGAGGAAACGUCUUCAUCAAGCGAGUCUUCAAAUCAAGACAGUGAACACCAACUGAAAGAAGAACUGUAAGAGCCGACACAACCCCUCUCCAUAGCACCACGCAUUUCAAGAAAACUGUAUAAUACUUGGCUUGUGUAUUACUACGGUA